Molecule: messenger RNA, 431 nt
Organism: Perognathus longimembris pacificus (Pacific pocket mouse)
Lineage: Eukaryota; Metazoa; Chordata; Mammalia; Rodentia; Heteromyidae
Product: cytochrome c oxidase subunit 8A, mitochondrial-like
Exons: 1
Coding region: 6-215 (69 amino acids)
Biological process (GO): mitochondrial electron transport, cytochrome c to oxygen
Cellular component (GO): mitochondrion
Source: RefSeq, a predicted model, not a curated record
CGGUCAUGUCUGUCCUGAUGCCGCUGCUGCUGAGAGGCCUCAUGGGUUCGGCUUGGAGGCUGGUGGUGCCCCGUGCCCAGGUCCACUCCAGGCCACCGUGGGAGCAGCUCGGGAGCUUGGAUGUUGCCAUUACACUCACUUCCUGCUUCGUGUGUUUCUUCCUGCCUGCGGGCUGGGUCCUGUCACAUCUAGAAAGUAACAAGAAGCAGGAGUAAAGGGGGCUAUAUUCCUGGAACCUGUGACUAAACUACCCUCGCCGGCCCAUCCUGAUCAUGGCUCCUGCAUUUCUGGCUGGCCUUCCUUGGAUCACCUCUUCUGCAAUCAUGACUUCCACCAUGGCCUUGUGGUGACAGCUGGAAUCAUGUAUAUUGAUUGGCUCUGCUCUGUGGGGGCGCCAUGGUAACAGUAAAGUCUACUUAAAUCUCCAAAAA